Rhipicephalus sanguineus (brown dog tick) is the source of this 5503-nucleotide messenger RNA. Its product is annotated as mucin-17. The transcript has 5 exons. Lineage: Eukaryota; Metazoa; Arthropoda; Arachnida; Ixodida; Ixodidae. The record is from RefSeq and is a predicted model, not a curated record. Bases 98 to 4156 code for a protein of 1352 amino acids.
CCAGUCAGGUGGCGAUCCAAUAGUUCUGUCAUUAUCAGGUAGCAUCUCUUGCAGCUUGAAUUUCAAUCGAAAGAAGGAAUCAUAUACGUCAAAGAGCAUGUCCACAGAUGAGCGACACCUGCUCAUCAUGGUUGAAAGGCUGCCUGAUGAGAUCGCACAAGUGUACAGCCGAACAAAGCACAAGAAGUCCUUACAACACAGAAAUUCCUUCAAGCACCGCAAGUUGAAAGACAAAGGUGGAGAGUGUGGUGAAAGUGAUGGUGCAGUGUUGUCUCCAGCAGCACGUGAAACUGGAAAGCCCACCACAGUAUCGUCAUCCCGUCUUCCCAUGUCAUUGCCAAUGUACAGUCGUAGCAUUAGUUUGCCAUUAACUCAUGAGGAAAAAACAGAAGCUGGUAAUCAGAGUUUGAAAGUCAAGGUCAAAGUUGAGCCUAGAGUUAAAAUAAAGAUUAAAUCAAACAAGAGAGGAGGGUCCCAUGAGUCAAACAAGGUGUUGCGGAAGAUCAAGAUACGCAGGAUCUCCCAUGAUGCUUUGCCACCCAGCACGCCUGAAACUGAUGUGAACACUGACGUAAGAGCUCCCAUUACCAAAAAUUGUGAAGAAGGUAGUAGCAAAGAACCAUCUGAAAAGUAUGAAAUUGUUUCAUCAUCUGGAAAGGUAACAAACUUUCAUGAAGAAUCUGGUGGCGCUAGUGAAGAAUCUGGUGCUGCUAGUGCUUCUGAGCAGACCACUAUCACCAAAGGCAAUGUUGAGGCCUGGCUUAGAGAUCAUGUUGGCGAGACAAGUGAAGGAAUGAAAGAGGACGCAAACAGUGUUUCAGAAGGAUCGGUCUUCAAAGAGACUAACACUUCUGAUGAAUCUUUAGUCGACCAAGACACCGAGUCAUACAACACUGACCAAGAAGACUUAGUGGAAAGCGAUGGGUCACAGAGGACAGAGAUUGAUGCCACCAAUUGCACAAGUUCAGACACCGAGAUUGAGGAACCAGAACAAUGCCAGCCAGAAGUAGCCAGCUUCGUUGAUGUGGACACUGCGGCAUUGAUGUCAGAUGAAGGAUCCUCUCAUAGUGACAUGCUGCACGAGUGCUCUACUGCGUUGGAACAAAUAGUGUCAGAAGUUUGUGCUGAGGAACAUCUGCCAAUAGAAGAAGACAGGGACAGCUCUGACAAUAAUUGUGCUGAAGACGUGAUGGCAGAAGCAGGGCUGCAUGAUUCACCUUCACCGUCUGCAGAAACGAGGGACAUAUCAGUGCAACCGAGUGAGGCUGUAGAAGAAGUAGCCAUAGCUGAAGUACUUGACGACGAUGAACUUAAUGGCGAUGAGCAAGGGCAAGCUGUGUUGCCUAUAGAUGUCAUUGACAUCACUGACGACGCAUUUGUGCCGACUUCUCAAGUAGGAGAACCCCAACCACGUGCAAGAACAGAUAUGCCACCUGAUUCAUCUACAAGUGAAUCAAACUCUGGCAAAACAUCAUGUACGGUGGAUGUUGUAGACCUCACGAGUGACGAUGUUGACUGCUAUGUUGUCAGUCCCGAGAACUGUGGUAACGUGACAGCUGACCCUGAGGUGACGGCUAACCUUGAGGUGAUAACUGCCUCGGAGGUGACAGCUCCUGAGGUGACAGCUCCUGAGGUGACAGCCCCUGAGGCGACAGCCUCUGAGGUGACUGCUGCCUCGGGCAUGACAGGGGUCUGCAUGGCAGCAGCCAAAGAACUUGACUUGUUUGCUAACAUGACCAUCUUAGCGAGUUGGGACAUAGAGGCAGAGUCGAUACUCGAGUGCGCAGGCGAAUAUUUAGGCCACCUAGAAAAGUGUUUGACAAGCCUGGAUCUAAUGGAAGAAGCAUUCAAGAGCAUGCUUGUCACUUCACUGCAGAAAAAGGGUCGUGUGUUCAAGCAAAUCUUUGUGCUGCUGAAAAAAUUGCUCCGCCACUCUGAGCAACUGAACAGAGUUCAAUCUAUAGAAUCUGGCUUUUGUGUUCUUUUGGGAAUUGAAGCCCCAUCACAAACUUUGCCUAGCUAUCAGAUCUCCGGCACAGAAGCAAAGGAACCAAACAGUGCUACUAAAGCUCUUAUCCAACGACUUUCGGCUGCAGUAGACGAUGACCAUGCGAGAGUCCCAGUUGAAAAGACUUCUAUAGCUCAAGAGGUUCCUUCAGUUCAGCACAGACCUCCACAGCAGGCAAACAGUGCAAACGGGUGUGGUUCGAAUGCUGUCAACACAAGGUGCUUGAAAGGCAAUUUUAAUCCAGCACCAUAUCAGCGUCCAAGAAUGACAUGGAGAAAUCUAGUGGCUGUUGCCAAUAGAAGAGAGCGGGAAUGUGCGGCAUUUAGAGCUGCUGCUGCUGCUAUGCCCGUGGUUUCACAGGCAGGUCAAAGGAGACCUGUAUUAGGGAUGCCAUUAAUGCAGAGCAACAGAGCAGCCUUGCUCGCAACUUCUCGUGUAAAUUUGGAGAGCCGCGUCAGUCUUCAUUGUGACAGGUCGUCGUCGUCAUCAUCACAAUCAACAUGUAGCGUUCCAAAACAGCAGCUCGUCUCAAGGGGCACAACACAGCAGCUCAACUCAAGGAGUACAACAGCAUCGAACUUGCAGCCAAUCAUACAGAGGCAAAUCUACCAUGGUCAACCAGCGCUCCGGCAAGGCAGUGACUCAAAAGUCUCUACAUUACUAAAGGAGUUGAAGCAGAUUGCCAGUGGGAGCCCCUCAUCUUCAAGCACAAGCUCUGAUGCAAGGGAGAAGGUUGUCACUCUGGAUGCCAAACAGGCGCAGCCUUCAAGGCAAGCUACUGUAGAGUCAACCAGUGUUGCUGCAUCUCCGCUUCUCUCUGUUACGUCAGCAUCCCUUAGCCGCCAAAUCUCAGUGUUGCCAGUGGCCACCGCAGGAUGUAGUAGCAAGGUCACAGUACUACCCGUAAACGUGACAGUCUUGCCUGCUACAUCAGCUGCUACUUCAUCCACCAUAACCACAAACACCACCGACGCAUCUGUAGCAGGAGGAGCAAAAGCACUCCCACAGGCCUCGUCUUCCAGGGCGAGCCCUCACAGCAUUCUGCAAAAACUCCAGCGAAACCUGGGUCUGACGGUGAGGCCAGUACAGCAGAAGGAGAAGCUAGCCAAAGACAGUACUGCUACAGAUGGGAGUCCGUUGCAGAAAAAUGUCCCCGCUGAUGUCACCACUUCUUCGAGUGAAACAGCAUCAGUAUCCAGGAACAACGUCAUUGCCAUACCUUCGGGUCUGAGCAUAACAAGUGCACCAGCAAGGGUGUCAUCAGCCGAUAAGGCUGCAACCAAGACAGCCGAACAAGUGGCAGUAAUACAGCUUGGCAAGGGCAACCAGCGCCAAUUGCCUCUUCCCACGGCCAAACCAACAACAGCACCUACAGCGAGCACCGCACCUGGCAUGCGUGUCAACAUGGCCGCGUUGCAGCAGUCCACAAGUGCUGCAGCAGCGCAAGCUGCACUUCAAAGAACAGUAAACGCAAGUGGGUCAGCUUCGAGAACUGUGCCGCCUCAGCAGCAAAGGCCUGUUGUCUACAGCAGGCAUGUGGUCGAUGCGAGGCCCACACAGACUUCCUCCGCGCACCCUUCCCCUAUUGUGUCUAGGCCUGUGACAAUAGUUGCAAGUUCAGGGACUGCGGCACCACCUGCAUCAAAAACCAGUACCGUGACGACGACUUCCCAAAGACUGCUGUUGCCAAGGCUGCCUGCGGGAGUGGUUCAGCCGGCGAGCACAGUUCCUAGGCAGACUGUACCCAAGCAGCCACCAGUACAGGCUGCCACAAGCGUUGCACCAGUUUUAGUGCAAGCCACAACGCUGCAGGACGUUCGGUGGUCCCAACACCAGCAGAAUCAGCAGUUGUGCCUGACUGUGCCAGGGUUUCGUGUGGUGCAGUCACCCAGCUUUCAAAGCAGAGCAGUGGUCGUACCACCGCCACCGCCUCUGCAAUGGUGUGGUCCCACCGUGGCAGUUGGGAGACCUGUCUCUACCAAUGUCUGGCGCCCGCCCAUCGCAGUUCCAUUCCCAUGGGGAGGCUUUGCGCCACAAGACCCUCGCUUUGUGGCUAGGGCACACCCAAGUGGACAGCGAGUGCUUCCUGGGCAAGCCAUGCCAACACAGCAGCCAAUACUGCCGCAGCCUCCACCAUACCACAGAUAACCCCAAGUUCACCCUGGGCCCCUCCUCUUCUGCCUUCUAGGUAGCAUCGGCUCUGAUGGCCUCUGGCAGUAUUCAGUUUUCAAGGCUAGAAUCUUUUUUUGUAUAGUGCAUUUGGUACUUUUCAUAUGCAAGGCAUGUAUUGCGAUUGGAUUCAGCUCACUUAGUGUGUAUUGUGUGCAGACAACAUAAAGAUAUACUCAGUCUUUCUUGUACCAAAAUUAUAAUGCAGUUCUCUUCCUGUUGGGCUUGAGCAGGAUACCAGAUAAGCACAUGUUCGAUGCCCAAGUCUUUAAUACAUGAUAAGUUAGGCCUUUUAAUAGUAAAACUAUAGCAUUCCUAGAAAGUUGGGCUCUGACUUAGCCUGACAAAGACUGUCCUCCUUCUGAAAAUAUGGGCUCCAAAGACCUCGUUUAACUGCUGUUGACCACCUCAGGUUGCCAUGUACCAAAGUACUUACACUACUGGCUUAAUGGGUUUGUAAAAGAAAUAUUAAAACAGUUUCAGUCUUUAAAAGAACAUACAGUGGUCAGAAUAAAUCCUACGAAUAGUUCUUCAAAGCCUGCAUCAAAGCAUAUAACACCAUCAGUUCUAGUGACUCUUAAGACAUGUUUUGCCACCCGUUUUCUUCCUUUCAAGUCUUUGCAAUAAGUUCAUUGGUAAUGUUACACCACAGGGCAAUUCUUUAUCACCUACGUUCAGCGUAUAGCAUGUGGCGUGGCUUUCACUCCACUGACAUGUGGCACUGCAUGAUGCAAUAGUUAAUCUUCCUCGAAGUGACCAACCAAGAAUAUUACUUCAAGUAUACUUCUAGUGCUGUUUUGCACUUAAGAUAAAUCCGUCGUUUGCCCUCUUCUGUUACACAACGCAGCAGUAUAGAGCAUGUUCACGAGCUAGGCAGAAAGGAGCAAGCCACAUAAUUUCAUAUGACUAGCAACAUAACUGCAGGAAUCGAAAUUGCUGUGCUUACUUUAGGGCCAAUGCAGUGCCACUCAAAACAUUCACAAUGACAAAGGAGAAUAAGACCUGUGAAUUGGCUGCACUUGUAAGUACAUUUAUCCCACGUUAAGUCUGCACAACCAUUUAGUCGGACCUGAAUAUGAACAGUCACAGGCUAUGUUGAGCGUCAGCCACACUCAUAGUCUAAUGCUGUUGGGUGGGAAUAUUCUCAACCUAUAUGUAUCUUUAUAGCAUUUUUAUGUGAGCCUAUAUCAUUUAUUCAAAGAAACCGCGCAUUCGAACCAUGCAACGCAAUUCACUGCACUCACAGCAGCCCAAUUGGUCACUGUGCAAAACUUGAAUGCUUCCUGAGCAAGCGGUUCUGCUAGAAGAGUGUUUUGUAUUUGGCUC